AACGAGACCACCACGAACUUGCACGAAGCACAGCGAGCGCAUCAUCGCAUCACGCAUCAUCCUCACAGGCACUCAGACAGGUCCAGCAAGAUGAAUGAUGAUCAGGUCCAAAGCGAGAUGCGCAAGAUGGUGAGCUUCAUCAAGCAAGAGGCGCUGGAAAAGUCCAAGGAGAUCCACAUCAAGGCAGACGAGGAGUUUGCGAUUGAAAAGGCAAAGCUCGUACGGACAGAGCAGUCUAAAGUUGAUGAGCAGCAUGAACAGCGUAUUAAAAAGGCAGGCAUGAGCCAGCAGAUUGCAAAGUCUACCGUGCUCAACAAGCAGCGACUCAAGAUUCUAGCGGCACGGCAGGCGGUACUGGACGACGUAUUUGAGGAGGCGCGUAACCAACUCGUCAAGAUUGCAGAAGACAAGGAGCAGUACGUGAAACUGCUGGAGAAUCUGCUGCUGGAGUCAUUUCUAAAGCUCAUGACAAAGGAGUUUACGGUUUCUGCAAGAGAGCAGGACUAUGAUGCAGUCAAGCAGGCGAUUGAGAAGGCUCUAGCACGCUACAAGGAGCAAUCUGGCAUCCAAGCCAAGGCAUCUGUGGAUGAGAAGAAGCCGCUGGCCAAGGAUAUCCACGGCGGUGUGCUGGUUCAGACAAAUGAGGGCAAGAUCAGGGUCAACAAUACAUUGGAGGAGCGCCUGUCCCUGGUGGAGGCACAUGGCCUGCCUAUUGUGCGGUCUGCCCUGUUUGGCGAGUCGACCUCGCGCAAGUUCUUCGACUAGGCCUGUUGUGUAGAUGCCACUGCUGCUGUGUCCAUAGAAACACUUUGACAAACUCGC
Messenger RNA from Protomyces lactucae-debilis, 822 nucleotides. Its product is annotated as vacuolar ATP synthase subunit E (V-ATPase E subunit). The record is from RefSeq and is a predicted model, not a curated record. The transcript is spliced from 2 exons. NCBI's taxonomy places the organism in Eukaryota, Fungi, Ascomycota, Taphrinomycetes, Taphrinales, Protomycetaceae. Gene Ontology annotation, molecular function: proton-transporting ATPase activity, rotational mechanism. Bases 91 to 765 code for a protein of 224 amino acids. Gene Ontology annotation, cellular component: proton-transporting two-sector ATPase complex, catalytic domain. Gene Ontology annotation, biological process: proton transmembrane transport.